Molecule: messenger RNA, 1792 nt
Organism: Impatiens glandulifera
Lineage: Eukaryota; Viridiplantae; Streptophyta; Magnoliopsida; Ericales; Balsaminaceae
Product: protein COBRA-like
Exons: 6
Coding region: 112-1488 (458 amino acids)
Biological process (GO): plant-type cell wall cellulose biosynthetic process; cellulose microfibril organization
Cellular component (GO): plasma membrane
Source: RefSeq, a predicted model, not a curated record
UGAGAAAUAAGCUGAGAUCUCUCAUCUUCUUCAUUCAUCGUUCUUCUGCUUCAGAUCUUAAGUAGAGAUAGAUAGAAAGAGAGGUUUCGAAAGAUCCCUCAAAACAGGAGAAUGGGUUAUUGGUUUGGAUCAGCCAUCAAAUUAAGCUACCCCAUAGUAGUGUUAUCAGUGUUGUUGUUAGCUUCCUUCACCUUUACUUCUACAGAAGCAUUUGAUCCUUUGGACCCAAAUGGAAACAUCACAAUUAAGUGGGAUGUAAUAAGUUGGUCACCUGAUGGUUAUAUUGCGGUUGUGACCAUGUUCAAUUUCCAACAAUAUCGUCACAUUCAAGCUCCUGGAUGGUCGUUAGGUUGGACAUGGGCGAAGAAGGAAGUAAUAUGGAGCAUGGUGGGUAGCCAAACAACAGAGCAAGGAGAUUGUUCGAAGUUCAAGGGUAAUACUCCACAUUGCUGCAAGAAGGAUCCAACCGUCAUUGAUUUACUGCCAGGAACUCCUUACAAUCAACAGAUCGCCAACUGUUGUAAAGGAGGAGUCAUAAACUCUUGGAUGCAGGACCCCUCAAACGCUGCCAGUUCCUUCCAGAUUAGUGUUGGUGGUGCUGGUACCACCAAUAAGACAGUUCGAGUUCCUAAAAACUUUACCUUAAAAGCUCCAGGUCCAGGUUAUACUUGCGGUCCUGCCAUAGUUGGAAAACCUACUAAAUAUUAUUCCUCAGAUGGUGGAAGGAGAGUCACUCAAGCUAUGAUGACCUGGAAUGUUACAUGCACCUAUUCGCAAUUUUUGGCUCAGAAAACACCAACUUGUUGCGUUUCGCUUUCAUCCUUCUAUAACGACACACUUGUACCUUGCCAAACUUGCACAUGUGGCUGCCAAAAUAACAAUACACAUCCCGGGAGCUGCGUAAAUCCAGACUCGCCUUAUUUAGCGUCGGUCGUUAAUGGUCCUGGAAAGGCUAGCCUUACGCCAUUGGUUCAAUGUACAAGCCACAUGUGCCCAAUUCGGGUUCAUUGGCACGUGAAGCUCAACUACAGGGAUUACUGGCGGGUGAAGAUUACGAUAACAAACUUCAAUUACAGGAUGAAUCAUUCGCAAUGGAAUUUAGUUGCUCAACAUCCCAACUUUGAUAAUUUGACUCAGAUUUUCAGCUUCAACUAUAAACCAUUGACUCCUUAUGGCGCUAUAAAUGAUACUGGAAUGAUGUGGGGAGUUAAAUUCUACAAUGAUUUUCUUUCGCAAGCGGGUCCUUUGGGUAAUGUACAAUCAGAGCUGCUCUUCCAGAAGGAUUCGUCGACAUUCACAUUUGACAAAGGCUGGGCAUUUCCGAGAAGGAUCUAUUUCAACGGGGAUAACUGUGUUAUGCCACCGCCCGAGGCUUACCCAUAUUUACCAAGCAGCACUUCCAGGUCCAAAUUAUCGUUCUUUACACUAUUCAUGGCUCUCUUAUUGUCGUUAGUUGUCUCCUCCUUUACACACGCCGCCUCUGCCUGAAAAGAAGAUCAGAAGAGGUCUUUUUGUUGUUCAUGUUAUUGCUGUUGAAGAAAGCCAAAAAUACAAGAUUUACUUGCAACAUUCAAGACAGCAGAUUAGGUCAGGUCAUUAAAUAGAUGAUUGAAGUUAUAUUUGUUCUAUGAGGAUCCAUGUCUAAAUAUAUUUAUAUGUGUGUGUGAUGUGGGUGAGAAUAUUUAUUCCAAUAUUUUAUCAUUUGUGAAAUGUUACCAAAAACAUAGAGAGUAUGUAUCUUGUACAAUAAAAUCAAUAUAUCAUCAUUAUUAAUAGAACAUAAUUCUUAGUU